Molecule: messenger RNA, 2944 nt
Organism: Dioscorea cayenensis subsp. rotundata (Guinea yam)
Lineage: Eukaryota; Viridiplantae; Streptophyta; Magnoliopsida; Dioscoreales; Dioscoreaceae
Product: ubiquitin carboxyl-terminal hydrolase 23
Exons: 12
Coding region: 139-2757 (872 amino acids)
Biological process (GO): protein deubiquitination
Cellular component (GO): cytosol; nucleus
Molecular function (GO): cysteine-type deubiquitinase activity; cysteine-type endopeptidase activity
Source: RefSeq, a predicted model, not a curated record
CUCAAUGUAAGUCCUUUUUCCGGCCACAGAGCCCCCCGCAACACAUCGCCAUAAAAACCUCAACCAGCCGACACGCCGUUUCAAAACCCUAGUUUUUGAUCGUCUCCAUUUCACACGAUCGAAGCUCCGAUUUCAUCAAUGGAUCUCAAGAACCCCAUCAAUGGAGCUCGGAGUUCCGAUUCCUUGGUGGAGUCCUUGUUUCACAGGAGGAUUGAUUUCCAUCCGGCUCGGAAGCCAUCUUCCGUUCAAUCAGUCGGCGGCGACUUCCAUCUUGAGACUUUGAAUGCAGGGGCAAGCUCGCAGAUGCCACCGGUGAGCACCGGAGCCUUGUCGGUGGGGAAAAAAUCGGAGGGUGCUGGGGAGCUCGUUGAACAUGGGCUGGACUCUGAGCUCAGCUUCAAGAUCACCUACCGUAGGAUUGGUGCCGGUUUAGAAAAUCUUGGGAACACAUGCUACCUCAAUUCAGUUCUUCAAUGUUUGACAUAUACUGAACCUUUUGCGGCAUAUUUGCAGAGUGGAAAGCAUAAAUCUUCAUGUCACACUGCUGGGUUUUGUGCAAUGUGCGCCCUCCAAAGUCAUGUCAUGGAUGCUCUUCGGUCAACUGGGAAGAUAUUAUCACCAUUACAUCUUGUUAAGAACCUGCGCUGUAUAUCUCGUAAUUUUCGCAAUUCUAGACAAGAAGAUGCUCAUGAGUACAUGGUUAACCUGCUAGAGUCGAUGCAUAAAUGCUGUUUACCUUCUGGAGUGCCAAGUGAGUCUCCUGUUGCUUUCGAGAAAAGUUUGGUCCACAAGAUUUUUGGCGGUCGUCUCAGGAGUCAGGUGAAAUGCACACAAUGUUCUUAUUGUUCCAAUAAGUUUGAUCCUUUUUUGGAUUUGAGCCUGGAAAUUACAAAGGCUGACUCUUUACAUAAAGCAUUUGCACGCUUCACUGCUGUUGAAGAAUUAGAUGAUGGCAAGAAGCAAUACCAGUGCCAGCAUUGCAAACAAAAAGUCAGGGCACUUAAACAACUCACCAUUCACAAGGCUCCAUAUGUUCUCACAAUUCAUCUUAAGCGCUUUGGUUCUAGUAUCCCUGGACAAAAGAUUGAUAAAAGGGUGGAGUUUGGUCCUGCUUUGGAUUUGAAACCCUUUUUAAGCGAACCCCAUGAUGAUCUGAAGUACACUCUUUAUGGUGUUCUGGUACAUGCUGGUUGGAGCACCCAUUCUGGUCAUUACUAUUGUUAUGUUCGCACAUCAAGCGGGAUGUGGCAUUCUCUUGAUGACAAGCAGGUUUUCCAAGUCAGCGAGAAGACUGUAUUGGCACAAAAGGCUUAUAUGUUAUUUUAUGUUCGUGACAGAAGUACCACAACCAAACGGCAAGUUGAUGCUAUAUGCAAGGAAAAUAGAGCUGAAAAUGUUUCUGGGCAUAAAGUGGUUUCUCAUGCAGCAAGACAAAAUACGCCAUUGAAAGAAGCUGCUUCUUUUCAAGAGAAAGGCGCGAACCUACCAAAGGAAAUUUCGAUAUCUCAUAAUAAAAGCCAUGCUAAACUAAAAGAAGCUUUAGCAUUACAAAACAGCAAUAACAGUUUGACCAAAGAACUACAAACAACAGCCCUCUCAAAGGAUUCAUCAAACUUAUCUGCUAUUACCAAGACUGGCAGCCAGCUGAUGAUGGAAGAGUUUCUGCACAUAUUUCAAGCAAAAGAUAGUGCUGCCGCAUCUCGUACUGUUGAUGUCCCCCUUAUAUCUAAUGUUGACACCAAUGCGAACUGUCAGAAUAUUAUUACAGACAGAGAACUUAACAAUAGACCUCCAAGACCAGGGCAUAUGGUUGAUUCAAAGCACUCUGGUAUGACUGAAGCAACUCAGAAGGAAGCUAAUGAGCAUGCAAGAAUUGGAAACCAGGUACCUAACUUUUAUGUGAUGAUCUUGGAAUAUGAUAACUUCAAAAUCAGAAGAAAUUUUAUGAACAAACCGCUAAAAGACUCACUUGGUGACUGCUGCCAGACUGCUCCUAAACGAAGAAAGCUUGACAAAUUCACGCUUGAAAGAACCAUGUGUUUUGGCCGGAAGCAGCUAUUUCUUUCAGUUUUAAGCCUUCAAAAAAGGAAGAAAAAGAGAUGCAAAAGAUCACGUGUAAAUUCAAGAAAAGGGAUGAAGCAUAAAACUGGGGAAAAUCCCCAGAGCGAUGACUGUGGGGCAUCUACAUCUAAAGCUGUUUUAAAUGUUUCUUCUAAUUCAAUUCAUUCAUCAAGAAAACAAUCCCGUUCACCUUUGGAUUUGAAGAAAGAUAGUGAAGGUAUCAAUGAUGUAAAAUGCUGCAAUGGCAGUUCCAUGAAUACCAAUAAAGGAGCUAUGGAGGAGAUGAGUAAUAAAGUACUUUCUGCUCAUGAGCAAUCAAAGAAUUUCCUGGACUCUUCUGCAGACCGACACAAGGCAAGAGAGACAGCUGUCUUAAAAAAUGCAGAUCACCAAGUUUAUCUAAGUCUGCUGAUGAGGGGCUUGAAAGAAACUCAUGUUGCACAGUGGGAUGACAUGGAUUCCCCUUCAUUUCAGUCCAAUGGCUCAACAGAUGCAGGCAAUAAUGCUAUUGGUUAUGUGCCGGAUGAGUGGGAUGAGGAUUACGAUCGGGGUAAGAUGAAAAAAAUGAAGAAGGCCAAGCGAUCAUUCGAUGGGCCGAAUCCCUUCCAAGAAGCUGCUAACUUGAAAGCACAGAAGAAAUCGAACCCAAAUGUGAACCGGCGGCCUAGUUCGGCAAACACGCCCUUCAGGAUAUGAUUACUGGAAAAAUCUCCUCUGUUGUUGUGAUUGUGCAAUUUUGGAAGGUCAAUCGUCCCGUCAGCUACCCUUUUUCUUCUAUCUUUUCUUUUUUGAACAAGCGUAUUAUUAAUACCACCCAAACUAUUUUGUGUUAUUUAUUGGAGUGAAAAAUCAAAAACAAAGUUGUAGCCAUUUGUGUUUCUUU